AUGCGUACAAGGAACUGCCUGCUGCUGUUCCUCUGGUUUCUCUGCAACGAAGGCUCGGUCUCCUCAUUCCGCCCACCCACGCCGGCGCUGAGCAGGAGCAGGCCGGGCAAGGAGCGUCCCCGGAGCCUGUUGGGCCCGACGAAGAAUGGGGCGGCUGGGUUUCAGCGCGUCAAGAGGGGCUGGGUGUGGAACCAGUUCUUUGUGCUGGAGGAGUACAUGGGGUCAGACCCGCAGUACGUGGGCAAGCUGCACACUGACCUGGAUAGGGGGGACAAUGCGGUGAAGUACACUCUCUCGGGGGACGGGGCUGGCUCCAUUUUCACCAUUGACCAAACGACGGGGGACAUCCAUGCCUUAAGGAGCCUUGACAGGGAGGAGAAGCCUUACUACACCCUCCGCGCCCAGGCUGUGGACAUCGAGACCAACAGGCCCCUGGAGCCCGAAUCAGAAUUUGUAAUCAAAGUCCAAGACAUCAACGACAAUGAGCCAAAGUUCCUGGAGGGCCCCUACACCGCCAGUGUUCCCGAGAUGUCCCCAGUUGGGACGUAUGUGACGCAGGUGACAGCCACAGAUGCGGACGACCCCACCUACGGGAACAGUGCUAGAGUGGUGUACAGCAUCCUCCACGGCCAGCCAUACUUUUCUGUCGACCCCAAGACAGGAGUCAUAAAGACAGCAUUGCCCAACAUGGACCGGGAGGUGAAGGAACAGUACCAGGUCCUCAUCCAGGCCAAGGAUAUGGGGGGCCAGCUGGGCGGGCUGGCCGGUACCACUACUGUCAACAUCACCCUCAGCGAUGUCAAUGACAACCCGCCCAGGUUCUCCAAAAGCUUCUUUCAUCUGAGAGUUCCUGAGUCUUCGACUGUGGGCUCUGCCGUGGGAAGGAUCAAGGCCCAUGACCUGGACAUCGGCAGAAAUGCAGAAGUGGAGUACAACAUCGUGCCAGGCGAUGGAGGCGCCAUGUUCGACAUUGCCACCAAUGAACACAAUCAAGAAGGGAUCAUCAUUCUCAGAAAGCCCUUGGACUUUGAAACAAAGAAGGCUUACACCUUUAAGGUAGAUGCCACCAACGCCCACCUCGACCCGCGUUUCCAAAGCUUCGGGGCUUUCAAAGACACAGCGACAGUGAAGAUUAACGUCCUGGAUGUGGAUGAGCCACCGGUGUUCAAUAAGCCCUCGUAUGUGAUGGACGUGUACGAGGACACGCCUGUGGGCACCAUCAUUGGUGCUGUGACAGCUCAGGAUCUCGACGCCAGCAGCAGUGCAGUCAGGUAUUCCUUCGACUGGAAGAGCGACUUGGACAACUACUUCGACAUCGACCCGGUGGAAGGAACUAUCUCCACCAACAAGCUCCUCGACAGAGAGAGCAUCGCGCAGCAUAAUAUCUCGAUCGUGGCGACCAAACUCAACAGUCCCGUUUUGACCAGUCGGGUGGCGGUCACCAUCCACGUGUUGGACAUCAACGAGUUCCCUCCUGAGCUGGCCGUCCCCUACGAAACCUUUGUGUGCGAAAAUGCCAAAGUAGGACAGGUGAUUCAAACCUUCAGUGCAAAAGACCAGGACCUACCGACGGCCGGCCAGAAGUUCUCGUUUAAAACCCCGAAGGAAGAUUUGAAAAACAAGAACUUCACCAUCUGGGACUUUGGAAACAACACUGCCGGGAUAGUGACAAAGAGGAGCGGCUUUAGACGGCGUUCCCAGGAAAUCUACUCCCUCCCGGUGGUGAUCGAGGACAAUGGCUACCCCCCCAAGAGCAGCACCGGCACCCUGACCAUCCAUGUGUGCGGCUGCGAGUCAGACGGAUCCCUGCUGACCUGCAGCGCGGAGGCCAUCUUCCUCCCGGUGGGCCUCAGCACCGGCGCCCUGGUCGCCAUCCUCCUCUGCAUCAUCAUUCUGUUAGUUAUCGUGGUCCUCUACGUGGGCCUGAGAAGGCAGAAGAAGAAGGAGACCCUCAUGUCGUCCAAGGAGGACAUCCGGGACAACGUGAUCCACUACGACGACGAGGGCGGCGGGGAGGAAGACACGCACGCCUUCGACAUGGGGACUCUCCGCAACCCCAAGGCCAUCAAAGAGAACCUGUUCCGCAGGGACGUCAAGCCCGACAGCAAGAGAGGCCCCCGGCCCGCCUGCUCCCAGGACAGCGCCGACAUCCGCGACUUCAUCGACCAGCGUCUGAAAGAGCACGACGUGGACAACGCGGCGCCGCCCUACGACUCCCUGGCCACGUACGCCUACGAGGGCGGGGGCUCCGUGGCCGAGUCGCUCAGCUCCAUCGAGUCGCUGGCCGUCGACCUCGAGGAGGACUACGAUUACCUCAACGACUGGGGGCCGCGCUUUAAGACACUGGCAGGGAUAUUCGGGGAACAGUUGGAAAACCAGUCAGACACAAAGACCCCGGAGAACACACAUUGA
Molecule: messenger RNA, 2412 nt
Organism: Lampris incognitus (smalleye Pacific opah)
Lineage: Eukaryota; Metazoa; Chordata; Actinopteri; Lampriformes; Lampridae
Product: cadherin-12-like
Exons: 11
Coding region: 1-2412 (803 amino acids)
Biological process (GO): multicellular organism development; calcium-dependent cell-cell adhesion; homophilic cell-cell adhesion
Cellular component (GO): plasma membrane; catenin complex; adherens junction
Molecular function (GO): calcium ion binding; cadherin binding
Source: RefSeq, a predicted model, not a curated record